Molecule: messenger RNA, 1569 nt
Organism: Diospyros lotus (date-plum)
Lineage: Eukaryota; Viridiplantae; Streptophyta; Magnoliopsida; Ericales; Ebenaceae
Exons: 1
Coding region: 394-1149 (251 amino acids)
Source: RefSeq, a predicted model, not a curated record
UGGCUGUCCCAACACAAUUAUUUUCUUGUUAAUUAGUAGCUCAACUCAAUGAAGAGACGUCGAGGGGUAUAAUGAAUACUGAGGCAGCCUCUGUAUAUCUUUAUCUUUAUCCUCAAGUUUCAUCUCCCCACGUCCUGAUGAUCUCUCUCUCUCUCUCUCUCUCUCUCUCUUGCUAAUCACUGACGAGUUGAGUUGAGUUGAUUACUUUUUCAAGCCUUGGGUUCAAGUUUUCUUGGAGACCCAAUUGGCCAAUAAUCACCGUUUGAUGUCUUGCGCUUUUCACUCGGCUUUGAGGCUUCAUUUCCUCCAUCGAGGCAGAAGAGCAAAGGGUUCAAAGCAUCUCUGACUCUUUGUGGUUCAUGAGCUUGUAAUUUUCCCGGGAAGUCCGAGAAAAUGGCAGUCCAGUUGUGCCCCGAGAAUUGUAGCCUAGUCGUGAGCCCGAGAAUCUCGUUCUCUCACGAUCUCUCCCAGUCCGACGUCGUGCCGGUCGAGCAGCAGCUCCUCCGGUCGAACUCCUCGUCCGGCAUUGAUUUCGAUUUCUGCACGCGCAAGAGCAAUUACGACCAGGAAUCGUCUUCCGCCGAUGAGCUUUUCUCCGACGGCAAGAUUCUAGCCAUCCAAAUCAAGAAGAAGGUCGCGCGGCCGAAACAAACACGCUCGCCGGCUCCUUCAGAAGCACCGUUUCCCGACGGUGAAGAAAAUCCAGGCAACGAGAGCUCGAAGGAGACGAAAAUGGCGGGUUCCGGACCGGAUGAGAAGCAGAACUCGAACUCGAAGUCCUUUUGGAGGUUCAAACGGAGCAGUAGUCUCAACUGCGGCAGCGGCUAUGCCGGGAGCUUCUGCCCGUUGCCGCUUCUUUCCCGGAGCAACUCAGCUGGGUCGGCGACGAGCAUUAAACGAUCAUCGUCGUCGACAUUAUCGAAGGAGAAUCAUCAUAUCCAUAAGCAGAAAAAUCAAUCCUUGGCAGCGUUGAAGUCGUCGCAGGCUUCUUCUUCGUGUAGUUACCAGAAGCCUCCAUUGAAGAAGAGCUACGGGUCUUACGGCAACAACGGCGUUCGAAUCAACCCAGUACUGAAUGUCGCGCCGGCCAAUCUUUUCGGGUUGGGUUCGAUCUUUUCAACCGGGAAGGAUAAAAACAAGAAGAAAUGAUUAAAGCUGGGGGAUUAAUUAAUUAGCUGAAUCUCACUUGAUUCUGUGGUUAAAUGGAGAGCAAUGGAAACUUAUAAUUGACGCCACAUGCUCUGCAAAACCAGAAACGUAGACAGGAAAACAUUGCGUUUGUUGCCAUCUCCAAAUCUGCUUUUCUUUUUUGCUUUUUCUUUGAUCAGUAACUGUCCAUUUCUGCUUUUGUUAGUGUGCUUUUGCUUGUUGCUUACAACGCACGGCCAUGGUGUAUGACUGGUUUUUGUUACACUUUUGGUUCAUUCUGUGACAGAGAGGCAAAGACAAAUUGGUUAUUGUUACUUUUGGGUUAUUCUAUCAUUUUUUAAGCAGAGAAUACGAGCUGGUUUGCCAUUGGCUGUUCUUGUUCUUUGAUUUCAUGCGCUUGGUUCUUGUGCGUGUUAAGAA